AGGGACCUCUUUCUCUGGAAAUGAGUUUUCCCUUGAAAACUGUGGAAGCUGUAUCCAGGUCUAUUUAAAUGAGGUAACAUGGGGAAGAACAAUUGAAGGAGGAGUCAGUUCUUGGGGUCAGCAUUUGGUUGAAAUUGAGUGAAAUUAUGAGUAGCCCACCCCUUCACCUAACAAUACCCCACCUCCUUCCUCCCUCACGUCUCCUCUCUAUUGACUGGCUCUCCUGCAUCUUACUGGAGACCCCGUUGAGAGGAUCUUUUCACUCUAUAAAGAGAAGAUGCAGCUCAGCCGCCUUUGAGAUGAUCGCUAGGAUUUACGGCGCGUCACUCUGCCUCUAACUUCAGACGGGCAUCCUCGGCUGCUUCAACACCAAAUUAUCUGGACUGCUAGCAUUCUUAAAACAUUUACCUAGUGGACUGAGCCACAUUUGAAUGACGCUGGAUUUCCCCGUCUUCUCUGCCAAAGUGUCUGAGUCAUCCGAGACCCGAAUGUGAGCAUCUUUCUCUUCUGCGCUCUGAGCUGUAGGUUAGACUUUGUGCGUCGUCGCCGCUCGGCGCAGUUUGUGUUGCAGGUGCGUGGAGAAGGAGCGCGAGGACAGAUGGCUGCGCUGGCGAUACAAAGGACUGACAACUUUUUGCACACCUUUUUACAGCAGGACCGGACGCCCAGCUCCUCUCCAGAGGGAGCACCCAACGCCCUCUCCUUCCUGGCCACCACCUGUAGCCAGGCCUGGCAGGUGGGAGGCACUACGGGCUCCGAAGGCUCCCAGUUCCCCUACGAGGGCACCGUCAGCUCCACAUCAGGAAUGUUUCAGCUAUGGAGCAAUGACAUGGCGCCCAGCACAGCCCUCAGCACGCACCAGAUGACCUUUACCGUGCCCAAGGUGCAGUUCCCCGGACACAUGCAGUCUGGCCUGGGUCACCAUCAUCAUCACCCCCAUCAUCACCACCACCAUGAGCUGCCUCUCACCCCUCCGGCUGAACCUCCCUCGUCCUACUCCUUCGAACUCUCCCCAGUCAAAGUGCUGUCCUCGCAGCCACAGGCCAACGGCCCCUAUUAUCCUCAGCACAACAAUGUGGGACAGAACUUCCCCAGCUUCCUCCAGAACUCCUCAGCCAGGCAUCACCUGCCUGGAGGCCAUGUGGAGGAAGGGCAGCAAUGGUGGAGCCUUCCCCAAACCAACGCAACCCCUUCCAACCAUCCCUUCUCCCUAGGCAGACAGCUGGUUUUGGGCCACCAGCCCCAGAUAGCUGCUCUUCUCCAGGGCACCUCCAAGGGCCUCCUGAGCUCAACACGCCGCUGCCGCCGCUGCAAGUGCCCCAACUGCCAGGCGAAUGGCGGGGGGUUAGAGUUCGGAAAGAAGAGACUGCACAUCUGCCACAUCCCAGAGUGUGGCAAGGUGUACAAGAAGACCUCUCACCUCAAGGCACACCUGCGCUGGCAUGCCGGGGAGAGGCCCUUCAUCUGUAACUGGCUGUUCUGCGGUAAAAGCUUCACCCGUUCAGAUGAGCUCCAGCGGCACCUCCGCACACACACUGGAGAGAAGCGCUUUGGGUGCCAGCAGUGCGGCAAGAGGUUCAUGAGGAGUGACCACCUCUCCAAACAUGUCAAGACGCACCAGACCAGGAAGAGCCGGUCCGGGCAGCCUUCACAGAGCACGGAACCUCUGCUCACCACUAUCAAGAGAGAGUAAUAUUUGUGGUCAAUCAUUCAAAAGUAAUAAUCAACAAUGAAAAAACUGUGUGACUUACACUUACUGCCAUAGGUUUGCACUAGAGGGUAAGCAUCAAGCUCCCCGAACAUCUUCUGUUGUAAAAGCCCUACUUUUGACUUCAAGAAGUACAUAAAAACAUAUUUAGAGACCAUUUUUAAUGAAAGUAAUUGUGUGCCAUUUGAGGCAAGGCAGUGGGUUCUACAGAAUUCAGUGUACUUUCAAGAUGCCACGCUAAUAUACUUCAUCUUAAAAUACAACAGAUUUCUUUAACAAUUUAAGAUUUGUUUGAUUUCAACUGAUGUGAAAAUCACAUCAUUUUGUAAAUAUUUCACCCAUGUGAAGGACAUGGCAGACACGAGCAAAAUUCCACAAGAUUUACCUGAUUAUGUUGUCCAUAUUGUUCAAAAUAAAUGUAUGCCUUAGUACAGCUAAAGAUUGCUGUAUAAAACUUAUAAUUUCUGCUGUCGAAAACAGGUUCAGAAUGGAAAAAUGCUUCUGUUGCUGAUGGUAAUUAGAUUUUUAUUCCAAAACAUAUCCCAAUUUGUCUGCUUCAAGGUAGGGAUCUUUUUUGAAUGCAAGUCUUUUAUCUAAAGAUUUAUCUCAUCUGCUCUUAAGCAGCAAUGUGAAGCACCAUUGCUCCAUGUUAGCAACAUUUUAAAAUUUUAAGAUCUUUGUAAAUUAUGUAUAAAUAUCAUGAGCAAUUUUACUGGGGUUAUGGCGCAUGUAAAUUUUAAUAAACAUUGUCCUUGCUG
This is a messenger RNA of Micropterus dolomieu (smallmouth bass), 2466 nucleotides long. RefSeq names its product Sp5 transcription factor-like (gene sp5l). The record is from RefSeq and is a predicted model, not a curated record. Gene Ontology annotation, biological process: regulation of transcription by RNA polymerase II. Lineage: Eukaryota; Metazoa; Chordata; Actinopteri; Centrarchiformes; Centrarchidae. The transcript has 3 exons. Gene Ontology annotation, molecular function: DNA-binding transcription factor activity, RNA polymerase II-specific; RNA polymerase II cis-regulatory region sequence-specific DNA binding. The coding region runs from base 599 to 1693 and encodes 364 amino acids.